Molecule: messenger RNA, 546 nt
Organism: Medicago truncatula (barrel medic)
Lineage: Eukaryota; Viridiplantae; Streptophyta; Magnoliopsida; Fabales; Fabaceae
Product: expansin-A5
Exons: 3
Coding region: 1-546 (181 amino acids)
Biological process (GO): plant-type cell wall organization
Cellular component (GO): extracellular region
Source: RefSeq, a predicted model, not a curated record
AUGGAACACCGUCGUUUUGUGUGGAUGAGGAAGGAAGUACGCAAGGAUGAUGAACUCGUUGAGCAAAAAGAGAAGAAAGUUGAUGAUGAGCGUUUGAUGAGAAAGAAUCGCCAUCGCCAUGCAAAACAUAUUCGUGAUCAUUAUCAUAAGAAGAAGAAUAGUGGAGGUGGUUUUCCUGGGAUUCCGGUUCACAAAAAUGGUGAAGAAACAACGGUUAUGAUAGAAAAACAUUAUAUUCCUACCAAAUAUUCUCGAGAUAAGUUGCUGGCUUUCUUGGAGGAACAUUGCAUGUUUGAAAAUGCUAUAGAUCAAUCCAAUGGUGAAGAAAGUGAUGUGCAUUCUGUAGCAAUCAAAGGUUCAAGGACUAGAUGGCAAGCCAUGUCAAGGAAUUGGGGACAAAAUUGGCAGAGCAACUCUUAUUUGAAUGGACAAAGUCUUUCAUUUGUAGUCACCACUGGUAAUGGUCAUAGUAUUGUGUCAUUUAAUGUUGCCCCACCCAGUUGGUCCUUUGGACAAACCUACACUGGAAGGCAGUUCCUCUACUAA